UAUGUUCGUGUCUGGCGAACCCAUUCAGUACUUCUCACGGCACCGGGGACACAUGGUGCGGUCGCGACCACAAGCCGUUUCCGCGAGUGGUACACACGCAUAUGAGCGGCGCGACGAAGAAGUGCAGCAAGCUCCGAAAGAUAAGCCCGCUGAGGAAGUCAAGGAAGAGCGAAGGAUACAGCGAGAAGAGAGAUAGAAGCGGGAUAAGUGCGAAAAGUAACAUUAAAUUUUAUUCUCUGGAGAAAAGACAUUUGUCAAAAUAUAUUGGACAUAAUUGAAAACUCUUCAAAGAAAUCUAUUUUCCACAAGGAUUGAAAACUUAUUAAAAAAAUGUAAUAUGUUAAAUAAUGUAUGUUUUUUAAUUGUAAUAAGAAAAACUGUUGAAGUAAAAAUGUUUAGAAAAGUGCAAUUGAAAAUGAAAAAGAGAGAGUGAAGAGGCGGAUGCUGAUUGGCUAUAUAUUAUUAUUAAAAAAAUUCUUUUUAAAUUUUUAAAAAAUUUUCACUCAAAGAUGUACAACGCGGAAAAUUAGUGCGUGUUCAAGGAAAUACAAUAGGAGGAAAAAAAACUGCGUUACGGAAACUGCGACGAUUCUCGCACGAACACUUCCGGCAACCGCGUGAUCCGCGAAAAGUUUGGUUCCGUGCCGAUUAUGACAGCGCGAUGCUGUGAACGUUCUUAUUGAUAAAGCGAGUUAUUCUGUGUCAACUCGCGCUCUCAUCUCUGAAUGCGAGUUGGCGAUCCUUGAACAGUGCUAUCGCGUAUAAUUUAAACGCACAUAGAAAAAGAGGAAGAGAGAAACAUCAGAUCGGAAGAUAAGAAAAGAGGAGGAAGAUACACAAGGUCGAACGAAACAAGGCAAAUCAGAAGUGUUUUUGGAUUGCUAUCACAAAGACCUAACAAGGGAGACUGGCCGUGAACGGGAGUUUUUUUCCCGUUAACUUCGACGAGGCGAGAAGAAAGGAGGGAAAGCAAAAAUUUCGACGCGAGUUUUUGCAAAAAUCUCUCACGGUUACCGGGACCGCGAAUUAGGCGAUAAAUAAAUCAGGUGAACAACAAUGAGAUGUUUCGAGUGAUUUUUUAAUCAUUUUGUUGAUAAAAACAAUCGACCAAAAUAAACAAAGGAAGAUGGUAUAUCGGGGCAGUUUACAAACAGACGAUCCCAGAGAUGCGCCGAAGUUGGUCCGGAUAUCUCCGCUGCGUAGCAGCAGGCAAAUAAAUUCUACCGGGCCGAAUUUACGAGCCGCCGGUUCUGUUAAGGGCCCGUCUUAUCAUAGCUCGUACGCGAUGCCGAUCGACGCCCAUCGGGCGCGAUUGAUCGAGGAAAGGCGAUUAGGUCGUGAGCGGGAUAUCGAGUCGGUCGAAAAGGUGAUCAUGAAGACUACCGGUAUGAAGAUCGGGACGCCGAGGUUGCGCAACAUUAAUCAAAUUCGCGAGACCGUCUUCGUGGACCAGUCGCUUACGCCGAUGGACCAGAUCGGCAAGUCGGAAUCGAGAAAUCGACCGCGCAGCGUCGCCGUCGGCCUCGAGGAGGGUAAUCCUAGAAUAUCGAGGACCCACAGUUCUCUUCUGGCAGACUUAAAAGACUUGGAGAGACUGAGAAACGCUCCACCGAAAGAUCACAGAGGUCCUUCGCAGAGGACAGAAGGCUCGGAGUCGAAAUUGAUUUUGAAUAAAAAAUACGACGCGCCGGCUUCAGCCAAGAUCCGAUCGGAUAUCUUCAGAAUCCAGCAGAUGUUCCAGUCUGCGGAUCCUUCAUCAAAGACGGUGAUCAGGAGUAGCGACAGGAAAAUCAAGAACGAUGCGGAGAAGGAAAGAAAAUCUGGAACAGAGAUGAACAAGACUCGGUUGCUGGCGCAAAAACUUCUGGAAGCGUCGAGGAGUAAUCGGGAAUCUUCGAAGGAUCAAUGUAACAAUUCAAAGAAUGUGUCUAAUAGAGUGUCGAACAAGGAAACAAAAGGAAAGGCAUCGAAUAAAGUCCGUCAAGAAAAGAUUUUGGAGGAGGAUUCGAAAGAUAAGCGCAAAACGACCAAGCAGAAAGAAGAAACAAAUUGGGACGAUCAACCGCGUCCGCCUGUUCGCAGGAGGCGAAACUCGAAGAAUCGAGGAUGGAAAGAUGCAGAUCCUUACGCGGACGAAUGUGAGGAUCGUGGGUUUGGUGAUCCUCUCGGUCACAAGGAGGACUCGCCGAACGGCACCACAAGUACGGAAGAGAAUUCCAAGGCCAGUUCUAAUCUGGAAAGACCGGAUAUUCUGGAUGGGCUGUUGAAGGAGUCCGACCGGCAGCUGGCGGACCUGAAGAGCGAUCUCGGCGAGAGACGCUCGCGGAGUCACUGGCGAGGAUUCGUGCAAUCCAUGAGGUUGCACGACGUGGAGCUUCAUUCUGACAGCGAGGACCAGCGAAAGGACUUGAACCUGUGGAACAAGAGUAUCAGUCAGCGCUGGCGGAAGCUGCGACGAAGAUGCUCCGUGCAGGAGUCGUCGGAGCCGCAGGAAGCGUUGAUACAGGGUGGCGGGAAUCACGGUGUUAUACACGCGGUGAGGUCGACACCGGCUAGCAGAGAGGCCUCGCCGGCCGCGAAGAGUCUUCAGGAUGGAAGUUCGAAGAAACUGUUGCAGACUAGUUCUUUGAGGCUGCCAGGCACGACGAAGGGAAUUGCCGAUAUCCAGCACGUGCUUCGCAGUAAAUUCAGCAAGAUAAAUGCUGGCAUCAGGAAGCGGAAGGCCCUCAGCGUGACGGAGGUGUUCCCUCCGCAAAAGGACAAUGCCUCGAAUUUUUACGUGCCAAGUCCACUCACUUCGUCGUCGUCCAAUCAGACCUUUGAGGAGAAUCGUUUCGACUCGAGCGAACCCACGUCCCUUCCGCCCUAUCCCUUUCACGACAAUCUGGAGACCCUGGCGGAGAGCAGUGCUCCAAACUCACCUCAUUGCGGUCCUCUUACUGGCAAUGGCAACGCCUUCACUUAUUCUCAAGACAGCUAUGAGCAGAAGGAUCUCUACGAGAACGUGAUGUUCUCAAGAUGCUCGCCGUCGUCCUGCUGUCCGAGAACUCGUCCCGUUCUUCAACGCAGCAAUUCAGAAAAUCGCGAUGCCAGUGUACACGAUCAUUCUUACGAGAACGUACGUUUUCAGCGUCAAGGCGGUCACAGGGAAGAUUUGAUCUCGAGCAGUCCUUACGCGGGAAGACACCUGGCCAGAAGCAAUUCCGAGACCAGAGAGCACUCGUACGAGAACGUGCACUUUCAGAAGGGCGCUAAGACUAGGAAUCAGUCGGAGCCGUCAUUCGAGGAGAUACAUAUACCUAGAGUAACGCCGAGGAAGAGGUCCACCGACUUCAAGGUUGGCGGACAAGUGAACAAUUAUACGAGCGAGGCUACAUUGAGCGCCGGCGGUGGUAACAAAGACGAUGCACCGUGCAGUCUGGGUGCUGACAGGAGUCCUGGUAAGAGGAACCCGAGAAGACUCAACAGCAGAAGCGUCGCGAAUAUCCCUAGCUCUUCGGGCGCGAACUUGAAGACUUGGCAAGGUACUCAAGAUGCGGAUGAAGGUUUAAAUACGGACUCGGAACUUGAAGACAUCGACGAGGGCACCGAGAGCGAGGAAUCGCGCUUUUGUACCUUGCCAAGACCUGGCAAGAACGGUGCGUCCUUCACGAUAUUGACCGCUAGAUUUCACAAAGGUCCCGGUCAUAAGGGACUCGGUUUCAGUAUCGUGGGCGGUACCGACAGUCCUCGCGGAAAUAUGGGCAUUUACGUGAAAACCGUUUUUCCCAACGGCCAAGCCGCCGAUCUAGGCGCUGUCAAGGAAGGGGACGAAAUUUUAUCGAUAAAUUCGAAACCUCUUCAUGGUAUGACCCACGCCGAGGCUAUCGCUGAAUUCAAGUCCGUAAAGGCCGGGGAUGUUGUCCUGCACGUAGGACGACGCGUAAAUAAAAAGAAGAGAGAAUCCUUGACUCUGGCUCCGGUUAAUCCUCCCGUUCCAAGACAACCCGUCAAUUAAAUUCGGGUAAAAAUCGUGGCAAUGGACGAUUUUCCUAACUGCCGCACUUUCGUAAACUUAAUCUCUUUCACAUUUCACAAAUAUUCAUAAUAUAGCAAUAUCGAUAAUUAUUGCUGGCAAUAAUGCGAUAAAUUGAAGUAUAAUAGAUCGUCAUUAGCCACUCUCUUGACUCUCGUUUUGUGAGACAAAUUUAAAAUUCUACAUCUUAUAUUAUAAUUUUAUUUUUAGUUUUUUUUUUGUACUCGAUUAAGUUUUUCUUCCUGAAAAUAGCAAAAUUUGAGGCAUUAAAAAGAAAUGGACGCAAGACUUGAGAGAGCGGAGCUAGAAAAAGCGGAUUUAUAUUUGUCUCACAUUUUUGCGAUUAAGAUUUUGAAGGGAGGAUGAUAAAAUUAUCAGCUCAUUUUUGCGUCUGCGGUAAGUUUCAAUGAAAUUAUUAAAAAAUUCGUUGUAUAUUCAAAACAAGGAUGGAGCCAAAACAACGAGAAGUGCUUAGGAUCAUGAAUGAAGGCAUUAUCAAGAGAUUUACGCUUCAUUUUAUCGACAUAAGACCGAUGAUCGCUCAUAAAGAGACCGAAUCAGUAAUAAGCAAUGUAUCUGACCUCACAUAAUCAAACGUUGAAGCGGAUG
This is a messenger RNA of Cataglyphis hispanica, 4624 nucleotides long. RefSeq lists its product as uncharacterized. The record is from RefSeq and is a predicted model, not a curated record. NCBI's taxonomy places the organism in Eukaryota, Metazoa, Arthropoda, Insecta, Hymenoptera, Formicidae. Gene Ontology annotation, molecular function: protein binding.